AGGGCAAGUGGCUGAGGCUAAGGACUGCAAUUCCAUCCAGCCUAGUUCAUUUCAGUCAUCCGCUCAGUGCAUACCCGGGACAAGGAGAGCAUUUUCAUUCGUUUAUUUGCCCAAGACCGUCAAUCUAAGGGGGAAAAUGGUAAAGUACAUGCGGCAGCACAGCGAGCUGAAAUCUGAAGAUGUCCUCUCGGAGUCUGAUGCGUCCAUCGACCAGCAGGAUUUUAGAGAGAUGUCCGACUAUUCUUUCAACGACGUUUUAUACUCCAAAUGUUCCGCAAUGGACCAAAUUGGCACUUUCAUGAAAAACGUGCAAGUGCUGCUCGAUGCGGCAAAUUACCUUGAAAAUAUCGAGAAGAACAACGGAAAGUGUGAACAUGGAUAUGCUUCAACAUACCCCUCAACUCAAACUGCACAUCAUCAUCAGAAACAACGCAAGUUCAAAAAUAAGAAAAUGGACAGUAUUCACAACAGGUCAGCACACAAUGAACUGGAAAAGAAUAGACGAGCACAUCUCCGCUUGUGUUUGGAGAGGUUGAAGUCCCUCAUACCUCUGGGACCAGACUGCAGUCGGCACACUACACUGGGACUGCUCAACAAGGCCAAAGCACAUAUCAAGAAACUUGAAGAGAUGGACCGGAGGAGUCAGCACCAGCUGGAGAACCUGGAGAGGGAGCAGAGGCACCUGCAGAGGCAGCUAGCCCACCUGCAGACAUCUGGGGAAAGAGAGAGGGUCCGCAUGGACAGCCUGGGCUCCCGGGUGGACUCUGAUCGCUCAGAGUCUGACAGAGAGGAGAUUGAGGUGGAUGUGGAAAGCACUGAGUUCUCCCAUGGAGAAAUGGACAGUGUAAGCACCAGUGGUGCUAGUGACCUGGAUGACCACAGCAGCCGGCAGAGCUCAGUCAGUGAUGAGGGCUACUCCACUUGCAGUCUAAAACUGGCCUUCUCUGCUUAAAGCACCAGCCUAUACUUUCACUUCAGCUGCAGUCUUACAUGGCUUUCACCUUUUAAAAGUACCAGCCUACAGCUCCAUUCGCCCUUGCAGUUUAAGCGAAACGUCUCCUCAAGAAGAACCAGCCUAAAUCCCACCUGUACCUGAAGCAUGAAACGUCUACCCCUCACCCAAGAACCAGCCUUAACUUCAACUGAAUCUAAAUGUCUAAAACGGUCUUCAACCAAGAACCAGGUGGCUCCUCUACAAGCUGAAAAUGACAUUUUCUACUAUAGUGAGCCUCAUGUUUAACUAUUCUGGCAAUAUACAAAAUCCUCAUUUCCGAAGUUGCAGCUUCAAGUUAAAUAGUCACUUAAAAGUCUGUUUUUUUCCCCAUAAUCUGCUUCAGUCAGCUAUCCCUGCAUUCCAUAUUGAUCCUUUUAUGAACCUGUAGAGGAACCAUAAACACACACAGUAUCCAACACUGAAAUGGCAACUGUACCUUUAGUCAAGUUGAUCUCCUGAAACCAGCGUAAAAAAAAAAAAAAAGCCCAAUACCAGCUAGAAGCUCACCAUUGUGAAAGGUUGCUCCAUUUGCCUUGUAAAAACAAUUGCCCUUUUUUCUGUGGAUAUACCUUCCAUAUCCAAACAGCACUUCUUGUCAACGAACAAGCCAGUGGCAAGGGCUACGAUAUCUGCAUUCCAAGAUAUUUAUUACAUUUCUAGAACCUCUGCUUUAGGAACCAGUCAUCCUAGAGCCACUCGGCAUCCCUCUUCAUGACUAAAAUAGUCUUAUCCAAACAGGUGGCUCCAUCCACCCAAUGUUACUCUAAUUUAUUUUACAUAUGGUUAUCAUAUGUGUAGUAUUUAUUUUUGAUAUAUUUAAUUGUAGCUAGGUCUUGGUCAUGCUUGAAUGGAAAAAAAAAUGGAAAAAAAAAAAUACUCUGCGGUUAAAAGGUAUUUUCUCAUUAUUUUACCACAUUGUUUACCAGUAUUACUGAACUUAAUAUUAUCCCCACUAGCUUCUGCAGUGCUACAAGAUGGGCUUCAUGUAUUUCUCUGUGGCAUUUUGUUAAAACAAUCAAACACACCUCAUUCAAACUGUAAGCAAAUUCAGUUUCAUUUUACUUACAAAGUAAUAAGCUAUCCUGCACUUGUCCAAGCACAAGGCUCAAGCAAUAACACCUAGUUUUGUCAAAUCUUUAGUGUUGGCUGUGUUUGGCAUAUACUUCUGUCCGUCCAACACCAAGUUGAAGUUUGCUAGUUUUCUACUUGCUAGAGUGGCUAUAUUGGUUAUUAUUAAUCAGCAGUUAAAAAAAAAAAUGAUUGUAACGGUUGAAAAAAAGCUAUGGUGCAUGUGUAUUGAAUGUAGCCUUUCUGAAUCAUGUUGUAAUGUGCUUUGGAUUGACAUGUCUUCAAAAAAAAAUGUCCGUAGCAUGAACACCACAAACACUACAGAAAGAAUAGUAGGUUUUGUUUAUACUCCCCAAUCUUUAUUACUGUAAAUUUUUGUACUGAAGCAGAAAAGUACUGAAAAUUGUGAUCAUCUGGCAAUGUCCCAUCAACAAUGAAUUGUCUGACCCACAGAAUUGCACUGCGAACCUAAUCUACUCCAAGAAACCAAAUAAGUCAUUUCAAUAUAUGACCAUUAUCUACAUUCUCCUGGUACAAGUCCUAUGUAGAUCAACACCACCAAAAUGUGUCUUAACAUGGGUAAAUGGACUCUUGCACAAAGUUCCUUGUUACAGGUCUUUUUUUUCCCCAACAUCUGUGUUUGGGAAACUUUAAAAUGCACUAUGAAAAAGACUUGUGUUAAGGAAGUGUCUAAGCACACCCCAGAAUGUUUUCUCUUGUGCUUAAUCAGCCAUCCAAGGUGACUUUUGCAAAACAUGUGCUGCUGGUCCCCUGCUAAUACUUUGUUACGGUUCCUGAUUAUUGUCCCUGGAAUCUUAAUAAACCUCCCAGAAGUACACCA
This is a messenger RNA of Myripristis murdjan (pinecone soldierfish), 2903 nucleotides long. RefSeq names its product max-interacting protein 1-like. Bases 137 to 952 code for a protein of 271 amino acids. Gene Ontology annotation, molecular function: DNA-binding transcription factor activity, RNA polymerase II-specific; protein dimerization activity; RNA polymerase II cis-regulatory region sequence-specific DNA binding. NCBI's taxonomy places the organism in Eukaryota, Metazoa, Chordata, Actinopteri, Holocentriformes, Holocentridae. The transcript has 6 exons. Gene Ontology annotation, biological process: regulation of transcription by RNA polymerase II. The record is from RefSeq and is a predicted model, not a curated record.